Molecule: messenger RNA, 2660 nt
Organism: Hemiscyllium ocellatum (epaulette shark)
Lineage: Eukaryota; Metazoa; Chordata; Chondrichthyes; Orectolobiformes; Hemiscylliidae
Gene: vars2
Product: valyl-tRNA synthetase 2, mitochondrial
Exons: 20
Coding region: 86-2374 (762 amino acids)
Biological process (GO): valyl-tRNA aminoacylation
Cellular component (GO): cytosol
Molecular function (GO): ATP binding; valine-tRNA ligase activity
Source: RefSeq, a predicted model, not a curated record
AGCAAGAUGGCGGCGCCCAUGAAGCAGGGUCGACUCUCACUCAUUCGCCUCCCAGUCUCUCUCUGUGUUUGUUAUUAAUUUCUCGAUGUUUCUGCGGCCUCGGCCUCGGCCUCGGGCUCUACCCCGCCUCCCCCCCGGCCUCUCCGCCUGGAUCAGCGACGGCGCCAGCAGCCCCGCCCGCGACCGGGCCGGCAAGGAGAGGCGGCGGGGACAGCGGCUGGAGGCGAUCGAGGCCCGGGCCCGGGGAGGCAAAGAGGCUGGACAGGGACAGUCAUGGUCUGAGCCUGAACCAAUUCCUUACCUGGUGCCAACGCUCCCUGGAGAGAAGAAAGAUACCUCUGGGCCCUUGCCCGACUCCUACAGCCCGCGUUAUGUGGAGGCAGCCUGGUAUUCCUGGUGGGAGCGUCAAGGCUUCUUCAGGCCCGAGUAUCACGAACACUUGGCUCACCGUGAGGAGACCACCUUCUCCCUGUGUAUCCCCCCACCCAAUGUAACUGGCUCCCUACACCUGGGUCACGCACUGACUGUCGCAAUUCAGGAUGCCCUGGUUCGAUGGCGGCGAAUGCGGGGCUCAAAGGUCCUCUGGAUUCCUGGAUGUGACCAUGCGGGAAUCGCCACUCAGGCCCUCGAACAGGAGAAGCUGAGAUUCGUCCCCAGUUCCCUCCACAAGACCUGGCACAGCUGGCUCUCCAACAUCAGUGAUUGGUGCGUCUCCCGGCAGCUCUGGUGGGGCCAUCGGAUUCCAGCCUAUCGCGUGGCAUGGCCCGGCUCCUCUGACCUGCAAGUGAAGGACCGUUGGCAGGGUGAGGCGCAGGAACUCUGGGCCAUCGGCAGGACAGAGGGGGAGGCUCGCAGGAACGCAGCCAAUCAGCACGGAGUAAAGGAGAGCGAGGUCACCCUGACACAAGAUGACGACGUCCUGGACACGUGGUUUUCCUCAGCUCUGUUCCCGUUUGCCGCGAUGGGAUGGCCACGCGAGACGCCGGAUUUGAGGAAUUUCUACCCUAACUCGCUGCUGGAGACGGGGAGUGACCUGAUCUUUUUCUGGGUGGCAAGGAUGGUCAUGCUGGGGCAGGAACUGACAGGAGAGCUGCCUUUCCCACAGGUCCUGUUCCACUCCAUGGUGCGGGAUUCCCACAGCCGCAAGAUGAGCAAGUCGCUGGGCAACGUGAUCGACCCGCUCAACGUCAUCACCGGGGUCUCCCUGCAGGCUCUCCACGAGAAGCUGCAGGAAGGCAACCUGGAUCCUCGGGAAUACCGCGUCGCCCGGGAGGGACAGAAACGGGAUUUUCCACACGGGAUCCCAGAAUGCGGCACGGAUGCUCUCCGAUUCUCCCUGUGUUCCUACAAGUCUCAGGGAGAGGACAUCAAUGUGGAUGUGUCAGCGUUUGUGAGCGCGCGUCGGUUUUGCAACAAGAUCUGGAACGCGGUGAAGUUCACGUUGUCUGCCCUGCCCGCGGGUUUCGAACCACUGCCAGUGGAGACGGUGAGACCGGAUGCUGCCAUUGACCGGUGGAUCCUGAGCCGCCUCCUCAACGCGGUUUCUGCCUGUGACCGUGGAUUCCAGGAAUACAACCUACAGGCAGUAACCUCCACCAUCCACCGCUACUGGCUGCAUGAACUGUGUGACGUUUACCUGGAGUGUGUGAAGCCCGUGUUGCAGUGCGGGGAGCCCACUCACCGGGAGACGGUCCGGCAGAUCCUGUACGUGUGUGUGGAGCAGGCCCUGCUGCUGAUCUCCCCGUUGAUGCCGUACCUGAGCGAGGAGCUGUGGCAGAGAUUACCGCACCGUCACCGGGCCCGGCAGCCCAGCGUCUGCGUCAGCCGCUACCCAACCCCCAGCCAGCUGCCGGAAUGGCGGGAUCCCGGAGCGGAGUCGGACUUUGUGCUCGCUCAGGAGGUGGUGCGAGCGGUGAGGGCGCUGCGUGCAGAGUACCACCUGACCACAGCGCGCCCGCAACUGUACGUCUCCUGUGAGGCCGGCGUGCGGGCCCGGCUGGCUCCCUUCCUGGGCCCCCUCCGGACGCUGUCCCGCUCGGGUCCGGUGCAGCUGCUGAUCCCCCGAGAGGCCGUCCCAGCCGGCUGUGCGGUCUCUGUGGUUAGCCAGCACUGCCAGGUCCACCUGCUGCUGAAGGGCCUUAUCGAUCCCGGGAAGGAGCUGGCGAAGCUGUUGGCCAGACAGAGACAGAUCGGGGAGCAGCUGUCUGCCGCCAUCACCAGAACGCAGAUCCCUGGCUAUGAAGAGAAGGUUCCGGAGAGGAUCCGAGAGGGUCACACCCAGAAGGUCCGCUGUCUGAGGGCUGAGCUGGAGCGAGUGCUGCAGGCCGUCGACAAUCUCCAGAGUCUUCGGAAAACCCAUGGUGACGUAGCGUGAGGGGGCGCGUAACCCGGGAAUGCAUCAUCGGACAGGCCGAAGCCUCCACUCGCCCAGCCCUGCCUGCUGGGCCCCAUCCUCUCUCUCUCUCUAACACCGGCCCUGGGGAGGUGGGAUGGGGAAAGGGAGCAACUGUGAAGCCAGGCCGUGGUCUGCAACUGCCCCCCCCCCAGACUGGGGCUGAGCCGUCAGCAGGAUUUGGCGCCCAGGCCCUGGGAAGGCCGAAGGUCUCGGGACUGGAACAGCCCCCGCUGUGAAUAAAAGAUUUUCAGACAUGGUUCCUGCA